Messenger RNA from Daucus carota subsp. sativus, 1471 nucleotides. Its product is annotated as type IV inositol polyphosphate 5-phosphatase 9. The record is from RefSeq and is a predicted model, not a curated record. Gene Ontology annotation, biological process: phosphatidylinositol dephosphorylation. The transcript is spliced from 8 exons. Lineage: Eukaryota; Viridiplantae; Streptophyta; Magnoliopsida; Apiales; Apiaceae. Gene Ontology annotation, molecular function: inositol-polyphosphate 5-phosphatase activity; phosphatidylinositol-4,5-bisphosphate 5-phosphatase activity; phosphatidylinositol-3,4,5-trisphosphate 5-phosphatase activity. Bases 145 to 1368 code for a protein of 407 amino acids.
CCGAAAGAGAUACAUUAGGAGCGAUCGGGUUUGACUCUGUUUCUUGUAGUGAUACAUGUUCAUGUGAGCAUCGCGAAACAAGAAGUGACUGUUUCUUGUAGUGAUACAUGUUUAUUUGAGUAGCGCGAAACAAGAAUUAAGGUCAUGUGGCCUAAAUUGGUAGCUAGUAGAAUCCUCAGGUUGAGUAGCCAUAACUUUGUUGCAGAUUUUCCAAGCAUGAGCUUGGAUUCUUCCCUAGAGCAUCCUUACUUAGAUCUAGAAUCCACAGAUCCUGAGACUAGUGUCUUCACUGAACAUAAGGAGACACACAAAAUAUUUGUUAGUACAUGGAAUGUGGGAGGUGUGGCACCAGCUCAAGAUUUGGAUAUGGAGGAUUUGCUGGAUACAUGCAACAAUCCAUGCGACAUAUAUGUUAUCGGGUUUCAAGAAGUUGUUCCUCUGAGAACUGCGAACGUCCUAGGAUUGGAUAACAAAAAAGUAUGCAAGAAGUGGAAUUCCCUAAUUAGGAAGGCCCUCAACAAGAAAACAUGCUGCAGCCAAGAGGCCAAACAUGCUGCAGAGUUUCGGUGCCUUAUGAGUAAGCAAAUGGUUGGGAUAUUCAUAUCAGUUUGGAUUCGAGGUGAUCUUCAUCCUUAUGUUCGAAAUCUUAACCUGUCAUGUGUAGGCUGUGGCAUCAUGGGAUGUCUGGGAAAUAAGGGAUCAGUUUCUGUAAGAUUUCGGCUACAUGAAACAAGCUUCUGCUUUGUUUGCAGCCAUCUAGCUUCAGGGGGCAGAGUAGGAGACGAAAAACUAAGGAACUCCAACGUGACUGAUAUUUUUUCAAGAACAAGCUUUCCUAGAGGUCCUACUCCCAAGAUGCCUGGAAAAAUCAUAGACCAUGCGCGAGUGAUAUUGCUAGGAGACUUGAACUACAGGAUAUCACUGUCAGACAUCGAGACAAGAUCUUUAGUAGGUGAAAAUGAAUGGGAUUUGUUGAUGGUGAAUGAUCAGCUAAAGAAAGAACUCAUGGAUGAUCAAGCACUUGAAGGAUGGCAUGAGGGAGCAAUCAACUUCGCUCCAACUUACAAAUAUUAUCCUGAUUCUGAAUCAUAUUAUGGCACUGAUCCUGGAAAAAAAGGCGAAAAGAAACGUGCUCCUGCUUGGUGCGAUCGGAUACUCUGGUAUGGUGAAGGACUAAAGCAGCAUUUAUAUACCAGAAGUGAGUCGAAACUGUCUGAUCACAGGCCUGUCAAAGCUAUUUUCAGCUGUGAAGUUAGUGUAGUGCAAACCGUAGGAGGAUACAGAAGUUUCUUCUUAUCCGAGAGGUUUGAGAAUAAGAUUGCAAGCAGCAGAUCAUUAGAAAAAUCGAACACUAGACAAUCAAUAUAAACUCAAAUGCAUUUUCUUGAGAAUUUCUUCAAGUUAUUUUCCGUGAAUCAAAACGGAGCCUUACUGUCCAUAUUAUGUAAUGAAGGAACCAUAAUUCCAAGCA